UUAGUCUUCAGUUAAUGGUCGUAUUAAGCCGCAGAUUAACAAUGGGAUGUCUUUCCUCCUCUCUCAGCGUACAGAUGUGAACCGGGACUUACACUAAUGCAUAGUGUUAGCCAUCUGUGGAAGAACUGUCAUGUGGGAUUUGGAAGGGUAUGAAGGAAGUGGAUGGUAAGCAGGAGUGUCACAUCAGAGCCUCUCUACUUUGGAGGAGGCACUUAGCUGUGCCGGACUCUGCUGAGGCCAAUGAUGAAGUCCCAGACAGGCGCCACAGCGUUACUGCUGCCAAUCGCCUUGUGUCUUGGCUUGGUCCACAUCUGUAAUGGAGCAGCUAUUUCAAUUUCAUGUGGGUCCAUCUACAAGAGUUUUGCUCAGUGUUUACUGACACUCGGGGACAGUUUGGUGGACACACAAAAAGAUCAGGACAUGCAGGACAUUGAUGCAAUCUGCAGGUCUUGGAAUGACUUCCAUGUUUGUGCCAACACAGCCAUGUCUGGCUGCCCCAGAGAAGCAGCAGCAGUGUGGGAGUCCCUAAGACAAGAGUCCAGGAAGGCCCAGUUCUCUGGAAACCUCUAUGACAUGUGUGCCAGCCUCACCACCCUGGCUCCCAGCACCGUGCCUGCACCCCUGACCCCUCCCACCUCAGAACAGACCAAUCAGGAAACACUAAAGGGUCGAACGUACCAAUGGCGCCCUGACCUCACUAUGACGCUCUUUCCAAUAUGUAGCACUUUGUUAAUGCAGCUCAGGCUCUAGUUAAGUCUUAAUCAUUUGUACUCAUGUUUGCUCAGAGACAUUUGUUUUGUUUGUUUGCACUUGUUUAUUUUAUUCUUGCAUAUAUUAUUACUUUGUUUAUGCCACGAGUGUUGACAGAAAUGCAUCUUUAACAAGAUAAAGAGGAUUAUAGCUUUAUUUUCAUUUCAUUUUUCAAUCACACAGUUGAUCUAGACCAGGGGUGGGCAAUUAAUUUUUACCGGGGGCCGCAUGAGCAACCCGAGCACUGCUGCAGGGCCACAUCGACAAUAUUUCAAUUAAAUUUUGCUCAAUAUUAUUUUUGAUAUAUACCGUAAGAUAAAUAAUUAUAAUUAAUAAUAAUAGUAAUACUUCAACAUAGUGUGUGUAACAGCAUUCCAUGACUAAUAUAAUAAAAUUAACAUUAAAAAUAAAUGACAGUAAAAUAAGCACACAUAUGACUGAGGAGUCAUAGUGUAACUUUGUGUGGUGUUUGAGUUAUCCGACUUUUUGUGUGGCCGUAAACGCACCAGUGGUUUAGUGCUAUGCGUGUUGGUGACAGAUGACAAGUUGGUUUUG
Messenger RNA from Entelurus aequoreus (snake pipefish), 1305 nucleotides. It is a transcript of the gene nrn1lb, whose product is annotated as neuritin 1-like b. Bases 241 to 750 code for a protein of 169 amino acids. The record is from RefSeq and is a predicted model, not a curated record. Gene Ontology annotation, cellular component: plasma membrane. Gene Ontology annotation, biological process: nervous system development; neuron projection extension. The transcript has 4 exons. NCBI's taxonomy places the organism in Eukaryota, Metazoa, Chordata, Actinopteri, Syngnathiformes, Syngnathidae.